AUGGGAACUCAAACAUUCUUCCACCAUAGAGAGGAGGAACAAAAGGAGGAGAGGCAGCAGAGGUUGCAAAUGACCUCCACGACCAGAAAGAAAAGGUUCAAAACCAGUGAGGAAGAAGAAACUUUCAGCCUUUCGGAGUUAUCCAUAGCAGCUGCCCUUGCCUUGACCUCUGAAACACCACAGAAUUACAAGCUAAGAAGAGAAGCUGCCAUCUUAGAGCUUGAGCAGAGGGGGCAGAAGAGAGUUUGUUUUGGGAAUGAGAUGGAGAAGUUGGAAGAGGAGGUUAUUAAGAACUGCAGACUGCUGCGUGUGAGAGCCGACCGGAGAGUGCUUCGGAGGAAGGCUGUAGAAAAGGCACGCAGGGAGAAGGAAUACAUUGAGCUGUGUUCGGGUCGAGCACCUAUGUUCUGGAUCCCCCUCAGAGUACACGCAGUCUGGGAGAGGAUGGAAGUGACACUGACAUGUACAGUCCUGGCUUCCCCACUGCCACAGGUGACCUGGUAUAAAAAUGGAGUCCCGAUUGACCUCCGUUUAGCCCCAGCAGGAAAAUACAAGAUCAAAAACAAGUUUGGAAUGUUGACCUUGCGCAUCAGCAGAUGCUCCAUGGAAGAUUCUGCUGAAUACAGUGUUGUAAUUGAGAAUCAGUAUGGCAAGGCUUACUCAUUUGCUACAGUGCUUGUCAGGAACUAUUACGGAAAGGAGUCGGGCUUUGAUUCGGAAAUAUACAGGAGAUCUCUUCUUGCCAGAGAGGCAGACUUUGCCUCCUCGCUGAAACCACUAUUUUCAAGAGAAAAGGAGCCUUUCACCCUCUCCUGUUACUUCACUUCUGAUUUACUUGAACACCAGCGAAACAUUACCUGGUUCAGAGAUGGUGAGUUGCUGCAGAACUCAGAACAUCAGGAACUGGAGUAUCAAGACCAGGAAGCUUCUCUAAGAGUGUCAUGUGCUUACAAAGAAGAUGAGGGGUUCUACACAAUCCGUGUCCCCUCACUGGGUGGAUGCAAAGAGCAAACCACUUAUGUGUUUGUUCGAGAUGCUGCAGCAGAAUCAGCUGGUGCACCUGGAUCCCCUCUCAAUGUGAAAUGCCACGACAUAAAUAAAGAUUGCUUGAUUCUUUCUUGGAUAGCGCCCAGUGAUGAUGGAGAAAGCCCAAUCCUUGGAUAUUUUAUUGAAAGGUGUACGGCUGGGUCAGAGAACUGGGUUCCAUGCAAUGAAAAGCCUGUGAAAACCUGCAGAUACCCCGUGCUGGGCCUUGCUGAAGGACAGGCAUAUCAGUUCCGAGUGAAGGCUGUCAAUAAAGCGGGGAUCAGUCAUCCUUCAAAAAGCAGUGAUCCAGUUAUAAUGUAUGACCCCAGCAAAGGCAAGAGAGUGACAGUUAUUCCAUAUGAUGAAGGCAGGAUGAUAGAAAUUUUCAAGGAUGACCUAGAAGGACACAUUAAGAUUCCCCUGCCACCCACCAAUGUUCACGCAAGUGAGGUCAGGGAAGAUUAUGUGGCUUUGGCCUGGGAUGAGCCAGAUCCGAGAGGCAGAGAACCACUGCAAUAUUAUGUGGAAAAGUUGCUUGUGGGCAGCAACUCCUGGCAAAUGGUUAAUCUGGAUAUGCCAGUUAAUUCCCCAAGAUUUGCACUCUUUGAUCUCACUAAAGGAAAACCGUACCGUUUCCGAGUGCGGUCCAUUAACAAGUAUGGAAUCAGUGAGCCAUCCCUGCCCAGCGAACCAAUCACUGCUGGAGCAAAACUCGCUCCUUUACCACCACCGUCUCAGGUUUUAGCUUUCAGAGACACCAAGACAUCUGUUGUUUUGCAGUGGGAUAAAUUAAAGGAUGGUCUGGAACCUUUGGGCUACUACAUAUAUUGUCGGGAGACUGGGACAGAAGAAUGGCAAACUGUCAACAAUAAGCCCGUGAUGUGUAAUGAAUUUACUGUCCCUGGGCUGAAAGCUGGAAAGGAGUAUGUCUUUUGUGUGAAAUCUGUCAGUGAGGCAGGAUUGAGCGAAAGCUCUCCAGAAACAGACCCUAUCACUGUAAGGCCAGCAAUAGCUCGCCCAUCAGCACCACGUGGGUUUGUUCUGCUGAGCUGUGGGAAGACCAGCAUGACCAUCGGCUGGAAACCCCCGAAGCGUAAAGGAGGAACAAAGAUUCUGGGUUAUUUCCUGGAUCAGCAUGAUGCAUCUGAGCUGGAUUGGCAUGAAGUCAAUAGUCAGCCGAUUCCUCAGCGAGUUUACACGGUUAGCAACCUUGAAGAAGGCCAUCUGUAUGAAUUCCGUGCAUGUGCAAUGAACAUGGCAGGUGUUGGGGAAGUAUCUGAGCCCAGCGACUUGUUCAGAUGUGAGGAAUGGACAAUGCAAGAACCAGGUCCUCCUUAUGAUGUGAAGUUCUCUGAAGUGAGAGACUCUUCCCUGAUGCUGCACUGGCAAGCCCCAUUGUACACAGGCGCAGGUCCAGUUACAGGCUAUUAUGUAGACAUGUGUGAAGAAGGGACAGAGGAAUGGAAGCAAAUAAACAAGCAGUCCACGGCUGCCACUCAUAUGAAGGUUUCAGACCUAGACACAGGGAAAUGCUUUAUUUUCCGAGUAAGAGCGCUGAACAAGGCUGGAAUUGGACCCCCUUCACUUGCCUCAGAUCCAGUGGUGGCUAAAAGCAAGCCAGGCACAAAUGAAAUUGAACUCGGGGUGGAUGAAGAAGGGUUCAUUUAUAUGGCUUUUGAAGCUCCUGAAAAGAAUGACUCCUCUGAAUUUAUCUGGUCGAAGGACUAUGAAGGACCACCAGAUGCUGACAGAGUUCAGACAGAAGAGAAAGGCAAUAAAUCUAAGCUUAUAUUGAAAGAUCCAUCAGAAAAGGAUCUGGGAAUAUAUUCAGUGGAGGUUACAGACGUAGAUGAUGAUAUCUCUGCCAGCUGCACUUUAACACAAGAAGAUCUGGACAAGUUACUGAAACGUAGCCAUGAAAUCAGGAACCCAUUAAUAAAGCUGAUAUCUGGAUGGAAUGUUGAUGUUCUGGAGAAAGGAGAAGUGCGGCUGUGGCUGGAGGUUGAAAAGCUGUCACCAAAUGCAGAGCUGCAUUUAAUCUUCAAUGAGAAGGAGCUUACAAGCACACCAACACAUAAAAUAAACUUCGUCAAAGAAAAAGGUCUGGUUGAACUGAUAAUCCAGAACUUCUGUGAUGACGAUAAAGGAGUGUACACAGCCCAGCUGCAGGACGGAAAAGCUAAAAAUCAAUUCACCCUUGUUCUUCUGGAUGAAAGUUUUGAUAAAGUUGCAAAGGAAGCUGAUGCAAAACGAAGGGAAUGGAAGAAAAAGCAGGGGCCGUAUUUUGUAGAGAAUUUGAAAUGGAAGGUUACCGAGAACUGUGAAGUGCUCCUUACCUGCAAGGCAACAAAUCUGAGAAAGGACACCAGCUUCCAGUGGUUCUUCAAUAAGAAAGCCCGAACAAGUGGUGUGUUCGACCCAAGGACUGGGAUAGGAACUCUCCAUAUUAAAAAGAUAACCAAAGCAGAUGAGGGUCAAUACAAAGCAGUUGUUUCGGAUGACCGAGGAGAGGACCACACCCAACUUGAUCUCAUAAAAGGAACCUUUGAAGACCUUCUCAAGGAGCUGUGUAGGAUCAGUGCUCUUUCUGCUACACCUCUGAAAAUUCAGCCUACUGACGAAGGCAUCAAAAUCUACACAGAUGUGAAGUACUACACAGACUACAUGAAAACAACCUGGUUUCACAAGGAGAAGCGACUGGAAAUUCGUGACAAACUGAAAGCUGGGAGCACAAUGAAUCAGAUCUGGCUCCACAUACUGAACCCAACAGAUACAGAUAAAGGAAAGUACAUCCUGGAGUUAUUUGAUGGGAAUGACUCUCACAAGCUGUCAACUGACUUGUCUGGGCAAGCCUUUGAAGAUGCUCUGGCUGAGCACAGAAGGCUAAAAGAAGCAGCAAUUGCAGAAAAGUGUCGUGCCAGAGUUGUUCAAGGUCUGCCAGAUGUAGCCACCAUCAUGGAGGAUAAGACCCUUUGUUUAACUUGCUGUAUCUCUGGAGAUCCUUACCCAGAAAUCACUUGGUUCAAAAAUGAGAAAAUGAUCAUCUUUAAAGAUCGGUACAGAAUGGAUGUGAAGGGGACAGUUGUCACGAUUACGAUAGAGAAAGUCUGCAAUGAAGAUACGGGAAAAUACAGCAUCUACGUUAAGAACAAAUAUGGCUCCGAAACAGGGCAGGUGACUGUCAGUGUCUACAAGCGUGGAGAGAUACCCAUUGGAAUGGAAGAAAAGGAAGACCCAAGUGAGACCAUAACAAGAAAGCCUAAAUGAACCAGGCAACUAUAUCUCAGUGAAUUUAGAAGGAAUUUAACCCCUUUGGUUUCUUUUGAGUGUCUCCACCCUAAAAUUUAGGCUCAUUCCUUUAUUUUUGUUUCAGUAAUGUUGCAGUAUUUUCACUUUUUGGUUGCUAGAAAACAAUUCUCAUUUGUAAGUAAUUCUUGAGUUCUUUACUGUGAGAGUGGUGAGGUGCUGGAGCAGCUGCCCAGAGAGGCUGUGGAUGCCCUGUCCCUGGAGGUGUUCAAGGCCAGGUUGGAUGGGGCCCUCGGCAGCCUGGUCUAGUAUUAAAUGUGGAGGUUGGUGGUCCUGCAUGUGACAGGGGGUUGGGAAUUCAUGAUCCUUAAGGUCCUUUCCAAUCCUGGCCAUUCUGCGAUUCUGUAAGUGUAUGUGUGCACAUGUACUCACUCUCAUGCUCUCUUUACAGAGAAACUGCUUCCCUGUAAAAACAUGUUGUGUACGAAAUACCAGAGGGUACGUGAGAACCAAGCUAUUAGUAUAGGGGCUUUUUUUCGUAUUAAAUUCUUGUAUGUUACUUAUUAUCUUGUAGCUGAGAAACGCUUACGUCUAUGUUAUUAAACUUACAAAGAGUGACACCACUGUCGUCAAGUACAUUCAUUUUGAAAUUAGUCAGAAGUUUUCUAAGUACCACGUGAACUGGGACUCCAAAGUGUUGACCUUCACAAACAUGAAUCAAAUGGGAUGAAAACAAGGCAGCGAUACUCCCAAGGCUUGGAGCUUUGCAGAAGAGCGCGGACAGCUUCCCUCUGGACUGGUGUGCUGUAAUUGUUACACAAGAGGGCAGAGUGAAAGUCCACAGAGAUGGAAGGCACUGUUCACAUUGCUCUAUGGUAAGGCAGAUUAUCACAUCCUAGAAUAACUCCAGUAUAAGCACCCAGGCUUUGCAGUCAUGUGAGCGACACCCCACGCACACAUACAGUGUUAUCCAAUACCAGGACCUCAUCCCUGCCACUCAGACAACAAGGUAUUAUUCUGUGUAAAUGAAAUUAGAAAAAUUGUGCAUCUUGAUUUAGAAUAUAUAUAUUCACAAUUAAAAAAACUAAUACAGAAAAGCAUUUAGACUGGUAUUGCAAAGUAGCUCUGCAAACACUGUAAACAUGUGAAUUCCAUCUCAAGUGUGUGGCAUUUCUUUUUUGGUUUCUUAGCGUCAAGUUUAGCUUCCCAGAGACAACAGUGCUCUUUAGAGGACAAUGAAAAGAUUACUAGAAAAGCUUUAUCUAACUCUUUGAUUUCACACUAUUGCUCAGUUUGGAAAGGACUUCUGGAGAUCGACUUGUCCAAAUCCUGCACAAGCAUGGCUAACUACAGCAAGUUGCUAGGACUAUUUUACCAAUGAUGAGGUGUUUUUUUUUUUUAUAGCCAGAGACUAUGUUACGUGCAUGAGGAGUCCUUGAAGAAAGUAUGUUACACUUGCUGGUAUAUGGAUAGUUUGCAGUAAUAAGGAAUUUCCCAAAGUCAUGAGAAGCGAGCCAUCUAUUGACCUCCCACUAACUGUUCUGGUCUGAGUGCUGCUAGGAGAAAGAGAUUUGUUUAUGCAUAUGAAUUUAAAAAAAAUUCAGGAUUCUGAAAACACAACAAAACAGAUGACAGCAUGUAUAAACGAAAUGUGGUCUUGAAACCAUAAGGUUGAUUAAUCAGAACUAGAGCACAAGUUUUCUCAGCCCAGAGCCUUGCAUGCUCCCUUCUAAUAAAAACCAGAAGAGAAAUAGGCUUCAGCAUGAACAUUUCCUCCACUUCAGGCAUCUAGCUCUUUGUCUGCAUUUUCUUUAAAAUUACAUACUAAAAAUAACUGUGAAAUUGUAGGAAAAAGUUCAGCAUUGUUUUUCCUGUUGAAAUGGAAGAAUUACUGAUUGGUAUGGAGUAAUAAAAGUUAACUUAGGAAGGUCGGCAACCCCUGGGAUAUGGGCUCUAUUUGAAUUAAGCAAUAUAACUGCAAGAUACGUAAUCUAGUCAAUGUCUUCCAAAAUCAACAAUCAUUCUUGCACGGACAACAAGGAAUAUCACUCGCUAUCUCUGGGUGAGGAAUUCUUGGUGUAAUUGGCAAGAAGAAAAAUAAUUCACGCAUUCCAUUUACUUCUUUAAUUUUGGUCUCCAAGUAAUGUUUUGUAUUUAAUUUUACCUUUAAUGUUCCUGUGUACGGUGGCUAUUGGAAAAAAAACAAACAACCCUACAUUUAAUACAGAUUUAGAUACACUUUACUGACAUCUACUGGAUGAAAUCAAAACUGACUGCUCCAGAAUGAUUUUCUCUGCUAUCAAGAAACUGGAGUACCACAAUUCCAGAAGAAGCAUUUGUGGCUUUAUUUCCACCACUUAAGUUCCAACUGCUCAUAGCGCAUGCACUAUACGCUGUCCUAUCACAUGACAGUAAUCAUCUCACAUCUAAAUUAUGCUAUUGUAUCUGAAGAAAUAAAAAACAUAUUACAAAUAGAAGUUGUACACAAAAAUAAAACUAAUUAAUCAAGGCAACACUUUGCAACUAUUAUGAAUAAUUAUCUGAGUUCAGUGACCCACCAAUAAACAGAACAUCCCAAAAGAUUUGGUCAAGGUAGGACUCUGUAGAAAGCAGAAUGAAC
Messenger RNA from Lagopus muta (rock ptarmigan), 6892 nucleotides. It is a transcript of the gene MYOM3, whose product is annotated as myomesin 3. The record is from RefSeq and is a predicted model, not a curated record. NCBI's taxonomy places the organism in Eukaryota, Metazoa, Chordata, Aves, Galliformes, Phasianidae. Bases 1 to 4293 code for a protein of 1430 amino acids. Gene Ontology annotation, molecular function: protein binding. The transcript has 36 exons.